GGGCUGUACUGAUAAUGAUAAUAUUUUACAGCCCUUGAUAUGCUUCUCCUAUAAAUGCGACCUCCUUUCCUUCCGUCGUAUACAACUCUCACAUGCUGGUUGUAUUGACGGUUUUCACGGAUAAAAAAAUGAUUGUCUUGAUCCUGUAUGCAGCUGUGUUUUUUCUCGCCCUUUCUUUCUGCCACUCGCGCCUCAGGGACUUUAUCCUGGAUGUCCAAUAUGUGCGGAGUAGAUUAAAAACGAGGACCCUUGUUCAAAAAUACCAGCAGACUAAAUACUUCCUCAUGGACCGGUUGCUAGAGGUGGUAAAGACGCAGCCAAACAAGCCGUUCGUCCUUUUUAAAGAUGAGACGUACAGCUACAAAGACGCGGAUGAGCUCAGCAACAAAGCUGCACGAGUUUUCCUGCAGAGUGGACUUGUUGAAGGGGACACAGUGGCGCUGUUCCUCAGAAGUGAGCCCAUGUUCCUGUGGCUGUGGAUGGGCUUGAUGAAGAUCGGAUGUUCCGCUGCUUUACUCAAUUACAACAUCAGGUCCAAGUCCCUGAUGCACUGCUUUAACUGCAGCGGAGCCAAGACUCUGGUCGCAGCUGAAGAUUUGCAGGACGCUGUGGAUGAGGUCCUGCCCACUCUGCUGGAGCAGCAGGUCACUGUUUUCAUCCUGGCAGACAAAAGCAAAUCUGCAGAUAUUAAGAGCUUCAAUGAUCAAAUGAGCAAGGCCUCCUCUGAGCCUCUAGCCAAGAACCUGGGUUCAAAUAUAACCCUGUCCAAUGCAGCAGCCUACAUUUACACAUCAGGGACAACAGGUUUGCCGAAAGCCGCUGCGAUCUCUCAUUCCAAACUGUGGAAUUUUGCUUUCUUGCUAAAUUCAGCAGGAGUGACCUCCGAAGAUGUGCUUUAUAUUAGUCUCCCACUGUAUCACACCGCCGGCUUUCUCGGAUUCGCCGGAACCAUCAACAGAGGUGGCACAUUGGCUUUGAGGAAUAAAUUUUCUGUAUCUCAGUUCUGGGACGACUGCAGAAAAUAUAACGUCACCGUGGUACAGUACAUAGGUGAAACCAUGCGUUAUCUCUGCAACACACCAAAGAAACUCAAUGAUCGAAACCACAAAGUGAGAAUGGCAAUAGGAAACGGGCUCAGACCCGAUGUUUGGAGGGACUUCUUAAGCCGGUUCGGAGACGUAAAAAUCAGAGAGUUUUAUGGAGCAACUGAAGGGAACUUUGGUCUGUUGAACACCUUUGACAAGAUUGGAGCUGUUGGACGAGACACCUACCUUUUCAGGAAAUAUUUCCCGAAUGCUGUGAUUAAAUUCGAUGUAGAAAAAGAAAUGCCUGUCAGAGAUUCUUCUGGUUUCUGCGUUAAGGCUGCUAAAGGUGAGCCUGGACUGUUUAUAACUGAAAUAAAUAAGAACGCUCAGUUCACUGGAUAUCUGGGAAACCUGAUGCAAACUGAGAAGAAGAGGCUGCACGACGUCUUCAGGAAAGGAGAUUUGUACUUCAACAGCGGUGACCUGCUGCGCAUUGACGAGGAUGGUUUCAUCUACUUUCAAGAUCGAGUCGGAGACACUUUCAGAUGGAAAGGAGAGAACGUGGCUACAACUGAGGUGGCUGACAUCAUCUCGCAGGUUGACUGCAUUAAGGAAGCCAACGUGUACGGAGUUCAAGUGCCAGGUCAGGAGGGGAGAGCUGGAAUGGCCGCCAUUAUUUUAAGGGACGGAAAGAGCUUUGACUCUGAAGCCGUUUUUAAACAAGUUGAAAGCUUCCUGCCAGGCUACGCCAGACCACGUUUCAUGAGGAUUCAGAGCUCCUUGGAUGUCACAGGCACGUACAAGCAUAUGAAGGGGAAGCUGGUGGAGGAAGGUUUCAACCCAGAUAAGAUAACCGACCCGCUCUACUUUCUGGAUGGAAAGCAAAAAAACUACAUCCCUCUUACGGUGGAUAUAUUCAACAAGGUUACAUCAGGGAAGAUCCAGAUUUAAAGGCUUUUGUUGCCUUUUUCUUAUACUGUAACUCAACAGAGAGGGUUUGAUUUCUAAUGAAAUGAUUUGAUCAGUUUAAAUCUGUUGUUCUGCAGCAAUUACAUACACAUCAUAUUUGUCUGUAAUUCUCCUCCAGAGAUCAUGUUUGAGCUUGUUCCACAGGGAUGUAAUAGCUUCACCUGCAGCAAGAAAGCUAGUUUUUCCAGUUGAGAAAACUGAGAAUGGGUCCUUAUUCAAACAGAGACUUCUGGCUACAUACCAUUCUGGUUUAUUGAGGUUAUUCAGUGUAAGAGCUGGAAUGUUUGCAGUUACGUACCUCCCUCUCUUGUGGGCUGAACGAUUUGAGGAAAAUUAAUCAUUCUGAUAUUUGUCAUCAAUAUUACGAAUCAAAUUGCUUUAUUUUCUACAAAUUAAAUGUUGGGUCUUUAUUUGUGCUCUUAAACAAACUCAUGGUUUCAAUCACAGACACAAUCUUGUUGUCUACUUAAAUAAAGUAAAAGAUAAUAAAUAAAUAAAUAAAGUAAAGAUGUUACUUGUUACUUGAUCUUUCAACUUUAUCUAACUUGCCAGCUGGAGAUAUCAAGAGUGGCUGUGUAAAAUGUUAAAAAUAUUGAAUGUUGUAAAUUA
Centropristis striata (black sea bass) is the source of this 2603-nucleotide messenger RNA. RefSeq names its product long-chain fatty acid transport protein 2-like. The transcript has 10 exons. The coding region runs from base 93 to 1976 and encodes 627 amino acids. The record is from RefSeq and is a predicted model, not a curated record. Lineage: Eukaryota; Metazoa; Chordata; Actinopteri; Perciformes; Serranidae. Gene Ontology annotation, molecular function: long-chain fatty acid-CoA ligase activity; long-chain fatty acid transmembrane transporter activity.